Molecule: messenger RNA, 1824 nt
Organism: Aspergillus nidulans FGSC A4
Lineage: Eukaryota; Fungi; Ascomycota; Eurotiomycetes; Eurotiales; Aspergillaceae
Product: Zn(II)2Cys6 transcription factor domain-containing protein
Exons: 5
Coding region: 1-1824 (607 amino acids)
Biological process (GO): regulation of DNA-templated transcription; DNA-templated transcription
Cellular component (GO): nucleus
Molecular function (GO): zinc ion binding; DNA binding; DNA-binding transcription factor activity, RNA polymerase II-specific
Source: RefSeq, a predicted model, not a curated record
AUGGGGCUUUUCGAGAAUUUGCCCUUGCUUCUUGGCUCUUCUCACAAGGCCUGCCAGAGCCUUGUUGUGGCUAUCCCGGCAAUAACCGCUCAUGCUCAAAUACAGAUGUGUCAAGGUGGACCUUCUCUCCAGCCAAUAUGUACCAGCUCCUGCGAUCUCAAAGCUGCUCUAUGGUCCCGGGAACCCGCAUUGCUGGCAUGCAUCGUCCUUUGGUCAUGGUUUACGAAGAACGAAGAAAGAGAAGCCGUUCAGGAGUGGGAUCCUCAGGUGUUGGAGAUCGUGGCCAAGCCACAGUAUCAUGCAACCUCAGCGCUGAACGGCGACUCAUGCGCGGCUGCAGAUACAGGUCUUAACAGUCAGCGCGCAAGGAAAAGACACCGCGCACGCCACCACAAAUCUCGCCUGGGAUGUUUCUCCUGCAAGGCGCGACGGGUCAAAUGCGAUGAGGUUCGUCCUGUCUGUGGUUCCUGCUCCUCGCGCGAAGAGGCAUGUGUCUUCCCUGAUCCGUCAGCGGCUUCCCUCAAGCCGACCAGCUCCUCUCUGCAGCGGCGAAAUCUGCCACGCUCAUGGAGUAGCGGUAGUCCCCGUCCCGUCUCAUCUUACCUAGAAACAUGGGAGGAGCCUACGUCGCGGCGGGUGGCUGUUUCCGCACCAGAAGCACACAUCGACCUGCGGAUGGAUGACCUCCUGUCGAUGCAGUUCUUCCAUCUGCAUACUGCCCAGGAGAUGUCUCUCCAUGCAAAACGUAGUAUGGUCUGGCAGCGGGUGAUUCCCCGCCUUGCCGGUAAGCACCAUUAUCUCAUGCACUUACUCAUCGCCUUGGGCGGCAUUCACUUGAUCACUCAUCGACUGAAGCAGAGUUCUGGUGAAGAUUACGACUCUAGUACGGUAGAUCUGUGGUCCAUACUGAAUCACUAUCAGAGAGGGCUGCAGGACUUUAGAAAGGAGGUGGCCAUUUUAUCCGACGCAAAUGCCGAAGCUGUUUACGCAGGCUCUUUACUCCUUGUCGCGUUUGUAUAUGCAUCCCUCCAGGUGCCCGAGUUGCAUGAGGCCUUUUCAAAAACUGAAUCGGCAUCUGUUCCCUAUACGCCGACUCUUCACAAGCAGACUCUGCCACCAAUUGACCGACUCGAAGUAAACUGGCUGCACCUAAUCCGGGGGGUGUCGACAGUGAUACAAAGUCAUUGGCCUGCCUUAAAAUCCAGCUGCUUGCGGCCGAUGGUAUUGCACUUCCAUGGCGAUGAGUACUGGAAAGAGGUUCCUUUUGAUUCAUCCUUGCCUAAUCUCAACCACUGCUCCCUUCCACUGCAAGUAUUCAGCCGAGGGGCUUUUCAAGCGGUCACGGAUCUGAGAGCUUUUCACUCCACUAUUCAGUUGAACGACGGCAGCGAGCUUCACCUAGCCCCCAUCUCCAGUCCUAACACAUCGGAGGGGUCAGUGGAUGGGCCAUCAAGAGCCAUAGAUGUCCUACAGAAUAUCUAUUCACGCGUGAUGUCUGUGUUCCAAUGUACGGCCAACGAGCUGGGAUUUCCAGAUGAUGUCGAGAUCCAGUACAACUUGGAAGAGGCCGCAGUGCUAAGUUGGCCCAGCCUGAUACCAGAAGCCUUUAUUGGCUUACUGGAGAUUGACGGAGCAGCGGGUUUGGCCUGGGGACUCUCUCUGACCAUCUUGGCUCAUUUUUAUGUCGUUAACGCACUGGUAAACCGCUGGUACUUAGACGCUUUCAAGGAGGAGAUCUUGAGGAUUCAGAGAUCUGUCUCUACUUUACGUGUCGCUGAUUUGGAUCGGCUUUUGAUAUGGCCGGUCAAGGUUGCUACGUCUUGA